This is a messenger RNA of Vicia villosa (hairy vetch), 1593 nucleotides long. Its product is annotated as serine/threonine-protein kinase CDG1-like. Lineage: Eukaryota; Viridiplantae; Streptophyta; Magnoliopsida; Fabales; Fabaceae. Gene Ontology annotation, molecular function: protein kinase activity; ATP binding. Gene Ontology annotation, biological process: protein phosphorylation. The coding region runs from base 1 to 1593 and encodes 530 amino acids. The record is from RefSeq and is a predicted model, not a curated record. The transcript is spliced from 10 exons.
AUGGAUAGUCCUCAUUCUUCUUCUUGCAUCAUUGUUGCUUGUGAUGCCACAAGGGACCGCAAUGAGCACGAGAUCAAGAUCGUUAUUGAUCAUGUUCGAGCCAGGGAUAUCAUGCUCGCUUCUGGUGACAGGUUGCUUGUGCUAUGCAUCUUGCAUAAGGUGUCUCAUCCCAUGGGGUACCAGACAUUAGCAUCUCCUGAGGCUUUUGCCGGCACCAACUUUCGAGCAAUGGAAGAAGAAGUCAGAAAAAAAGUGCAUGGUUAUGCAAAUGUGCUUUUAUCUACUCUUGAAGAUUUUGAUAUCCAAGGGGUUACCGUCGACAUUCAAGUCACCGCAGGUUUUCCAAUCAGACAGGUUAUUUUACAAGAGAUUAAGAACUACAAUGGAUCUUGGAUUGUACUAGAUAGACACCUUCGGCGCGACAUGAGAUACCAUCUUAACAAGAUACCAUGUAAGGUAGCAUUGGUUAAAGAUGAUUUGUCCGUGGAUAUAUGGAGAUCUCACAACGCACAUGACACAAAUGUCACAGCAACCAAGCCGGUCUUUUCUUUGUCCAAGUUUGUAUCAUUAUCAGAUUGCCAUAGAGAAUAUAGACAUCUCAUUACAUCUCAGAUUGGUCAAAAGCAAAACCAAAGUGGCUUUCUACCAAAAUCUUCAGAUGCACCAAUUCUAUGUGUAGGCUGUGGAAUAAGGACAGAGUUAUCUAUCAAAGAGUCCAACAGGUUCAGCUACUCUGAAAUACAGGUUGCAACAAAUGACUUUUCAAAGGAUAACUUAAUAGGUGAAGGUGGAUAUGGCCAUGUAUAUAAGGGUGUGCUUAAAGACGGACAGCAAAUUGCUGCAAAAGUAAGGAAAGAAGAAAGUGCACAAGGAUUUUCUGAAUUUCAUUCAGAGGUUUAUAUCUUGAGUUUUGCUAGACACAAGAAUAUAGUGAUGCUGCUGGGUUACUGUUGCAAAGAAAAUAAAAAUAUUCUUAUAUAUGAAUAUAUUUGUAAUAAGUCUCUUCAUUGGCAUUUAUUUGAAAACAAUGACGCGGUUCUUGAUUGGCCUCAAAGAUAUGGUAUUGCACUUGGGACUGCAAAGGGAUUGCGUUUUCUGCAUGAAGAAUGCAGAGGUGGUCCUAUUAUUCAUAGGGACAUGCGACCAAGCAAUAUACUUCUCACUCAUGAUUUUGUUCCUAUGCUAGGUGAUUUUGGCCUUGCCAAAUGGAUUACAGGCGGUGAUCCUCUUGAAACAAGGAUAAUGGGCACAUUAGGAUACCUUGCUCCUGAGUAUGCUGAAGAUGGUAUAGUUUCGGAAGGGACAGAUGUGUAUUCUUAUGGCGUUACUUUGUUACAAUUGAUAUCAGGACGUCAAGUGGGUAAUCCAGAUCAGCAACAACAAUCUCUUCGACAAUGGGCUGAACCAAUGAUUGAGAAAUUGGCUUUACAAGAACUGAUUGAUCCUCGUUUGGGAGAAUCAUAUGACACAUAUGAACUAUACCUUAUGGCUAAAGCAGCAAAUUUCUGCAUGCAAAGAAAGCCCGAGAUGCGUCCAUCAAUGAGAGAGGUUGUGCGGUUUCUUGAGGGAGAAAGUUACCAUUUCAAUACCUAG